AUGAUCCAUGUUUUAUACGCCGAAGACAGCGUUCCUACGCAGUUCAUCAUCAAGCGACUUGUCAAUCGCAUCGACGACAUAGAGCUCGUGUGCGUCAAUGAUGGCAAGGCCGCACUGGAUUAUUGCAAAAACGCAAAGGACGGAAACAAGCGUCCAGACAUCAUCCUGAUGGACUGCCAAAUGCCUGUCAUGGAUGGCUUACAGGCAACCAGGGAGAUCCGAAAGCUUGACGAUCCUAUACUUUCUCGGGUGCCCAUCGUAGCAGUGUCGUCUGGAAUCAAAUCUAUGAACGAGAAAGAUUGCAUGGAUGCCGGAAUGGACGACUAUGUCGCGAAGCCGCUCAAUCAACAGGCGUUGACAAAUAUCCUC
This is a messenger RNA of Micromonas commoda, 369 nucleotides long. RefSeq lists its product with no specific name. The record is from RefSeq and is a predicted model, not a curated record. The transcript has a single exon. Lineage: Eukaryota; Viridiplantae; Chlorophyta; Mamiellophyceae; Mamiellales; Mamiellaceae. Gene Ontology annotation, biological process: phosphorelay signal transduction system. The annotation marks the transcript as partial.